AUGAUUGUCCCCACCGCCCGCACCGUCUUCGGCGCGUCGGCGAUGCUCGCCGCCUCGGUGCUGUCGACGGCCGGCACCGUCGCGGCCCAGGCCAACUCUCCGAGCGGGCUGACCGCAGACACCGCCUGCAACUCGAACCUCUGCCUCAAUGCCAUCUACGACAUGAGCGCCAACCGCAUCAACUACACGAUGACCACGCAGCAGGGAGGCAAGCAGAUUGGCUGGUACGCCGUCGGCACCGGCAGCCGCAUGGCGGGCUCGGACAUGAUGAUCGGAUGGGUCGGUACCGAUGGCAAGCCCAUCAUGUCGCAGAGGACCGCCUCGGGACACCGUAUGCCGACCACCGCCAUCACGGCCCAGGCGGCCAUGCCCAUCAACGCCCGCACCUUUUCCAACAGCACGGGCACCGCCUGGUCCUGGUCCUCGCCCGUCUCGUCGUCGUCGUCGCUGAGCCCGUCUGCUAAGACGAGCUUCAUCUGGGCCGUCAACGGCAACAGCAACCCGGCCGACGACCCGUCGGCGGCGAUCCGCGAGCACACCGACUACGGCGUCUUGAACCUCGACCUGACCAAGGCCUACACGCCGCCCGCCGAUGGCAAAGCGCCGCCGGUGACGACCACGCCGGCAACAAGCAAUGGCCAGACGGGCGACGCUUCGGCCUCGUCGGGCGGCGACGGAGACGAAGGCAGCUCCAAGACCUACAGGCUCAUCCUCGCCCACCUGAUCUUCAUGACUCUGGCCUGGAUGGUCGUCGCCCCGAUCGCCGUCCUGAUCGGCCGAUACGGCCGCACCACGAUGAAGGCGUGGUACCCCUGGCACCAGAACCUGCAGUUCGGCACCCUCGUCCUGGCCAUUGUCGGCUUCGGCGUCAUCGUCUACAUGGUCGAGGACGGCGGCGGCGGCCACUUUGACAACCUGCACGCCAAGGUGGGCCUCUCGGUGUUUAUCCUCGCCGUGCUGCAGGGCGUCCUGGGCAUCACGGGCCACAAGACGCGGCGCUUCAACCCGAUCCGCAUCGUCCACGUCGUCGUCGGCGUCGUGACCAUGGCGCUGGCCAUCUGGAACGUCGGCCUUGGCUACGAGCUGUGGAGCGAGCAGCACGGCACCAAGGCGUCCAAGUACAUCAUCUGGGGCGUCGGCUUCGGCCUGUUCGGCGGCCUCUGGGUGCUGGGCCUGGCGCUGCUGCCCAAGCAGCUCAAGACGUGGAAGGCCGAGGAGCAGGAGAAGCGCGGCCUGCCGUACCAGCACGACCAGCCGCCGGCCCAGUACCAGGACCAGCAGCAGCACCGCCGCAACCGCGACGACAUCCGCCUCCUCGAAAAGUCGCAGCCGCCGUCGCUCGAGUAG
Molecule: messenger RNA, 1347 nt
Organism: Pseudozyma flocculosa PF-1
Lineage: Eukaryota; Fungi; Basidiomycota; Ustilaginomycetes; Ustilaginales; Ustilaginaceae
Exons: 4
Coding region: 1-1347 (448 amino acids)
Source: RefSeq, a predicted model, not a curated record